AUGGCGCUGCCCAAGAGCAUGCGCUACUUGGCAGCUGCAACCCUCUGCAUCUUCUUGUACCUCUUGGUGCAAUUGCUGCACUCUCCACAGACUGAGAUACAGCUCCCCGUCAGCAAGCCUUCGCCAUUCAAACCCGCUAGCAAAGACCAUGACCCCCAAUUGGACUCAUCGGGCGAACCCAUCGGCCCGCUACGCAGAGUCGAAGGCGACAACUACGACCCAGACAACCCCAACAGCGCGCGCAUCAAUGCGACCAUCCUGUCUUUGGUGCGCAAUGAGGAGCUCAAGGAUAUGUUGCAGAGCAUGGCCGACCUGGAGAGGACAUGGAACCACAAGUUCAAUUACCCAUGGACUUUCUUCAACGACAAGCCCUUCACCGAGGAGUUUAAGAGGAAGAUACGAGCAGCUACAAAUGCCGAGGUUCGAUUUGAAUUGGUCCCUGCCGAGCAUUGGGACAUUCCUUCCUGGAUCAACCCCGACCUCGUUCAAGAAUCCGUAAACCUCCUCGUUGGCCAAGGCGUGCAGUACAUGGAGAAGCAGUCAUACCAUCAGAUGUGUCGGUGGAACAGCGGCAUGUUCAGCGAGCAUCCAGCGCUCAAGGACGUUCAGUAUUACUGGCGCGUCGAGCCCAACGCUCACUUCUUCUGUGACGUCGACUACGAUGUCUUUCGUUGGAUGCAGGACCACAACAAGACAUAUGGCUUCAACAUCAACAUCUACGACAGCCCGGACAGCGUCGCAACGCUGUGGCCGGAGACGCAAAAGUUCCUCGCCGACCAUCCGGACUACGCACAUGCCAACAACGCCCGCGGGUGGCUGGAGGACGACACCAGGAGGCCUGAGAACAAUCGCAAAGCCAACGGCUACUCGACAUGCCAUUUCUGGUCCAACUUUGAAAUUGGCGACCUGAGUUUCUGGCGCAGCAAGAAGUACCGCGACUUCUUCAACCAUCUGGACCGCGCGGGUGGUUUCUUCUACGAGCGUUGGGGUGAUGCGCCUGUUCACAGCAUUGCGCUGGGCUUGUUCGAGGACAAGAGCAAGAUUCACUGGUUCCGCGACAUCGGAUAUCAACACAUUCCCUUCUUCAACUGCCCCACCAGUCCGAAGUGCUCAGGCUGCGUCGCAGGGCGUUUCACUGACGGAGACAAGUGGCUCAACCGAGAGGAUUGUCGGCCGCUAUGGUUUAAGUAUGUUGGCAUGGCCUGAACUCCGGGCCGUUUCAUGUGCAUAUGCAUUAAGGUGUAAUAAGGUGCAUCGUUGUGGCUCCAUACUUGGAGCUCAUAUAGAUCUAUCCGCCAUUUUCAAGAUCAUUCAUAUUUCAAAAUACAUGUGUCGUUCCAA
Molecule: messenger RNA, 1341 nt
Organism: Parastagonospora nodorum SN15
Lineage: Eukaryota; Fungi; Ascomycota; Dothideomycetes; Pleosporales; Phaeosphaeriaceae
Exons: 3
Coding region: 1-1206 (401 amino acids)
Biological process (GO): protein N-linked glycosylation; cell wall mannoprotein biosynthetic process; protein O-linked glycosylation
Cellular component (GO): Golgi apparatus; membrane
Molecular function (GO): alpha-1,2-mannosyltransferase activity
Source: RefSeq, a predicted model, not a curated record